Drosophila busckii is the source of this 842-nucleotide messenger RNA. RefSeq names its product chromatin modification-related protein MEAF6 (gene Eaf6). The transcript is spliced from 4 exons. The record is from RefSeq and is a predicted model, not a curated record. Bases 179 to 829 code for a protein of 216 amino acids. Lineage: Eukaryota; Metazoa; Arthropoda; Insecta; Diptera; Drosophilidae. Gene Ontology annotation, cellular component: NuA4 histone acetyltransferase complex.
CUUUAGUUGCCAGCGCCAUCUAGCGUUCAUUCCUUAAGAUGAAUAUACAUUGUACAUGUGGUGGCGUGGCGAUAAGUCCUGGCUAUCGUUUGGUAAGCGUGUUUUUGGCAACCCUGUCUGUAUACAGCACGAGAAGUUAGUAAACAAAUAACUAAUUUUUACUAAAUAAACACAAAAUAUGAGUUCGCCGAUAAAUAAAAACUCCAGCGAGACUAAUAACAAUGGCAAUAAACCUAAGAAAGCAGGCAAAACCAAUUCUACAGCGAAGGGCGGCACUGUUGACACCCGUUCAGAAUUGGCGGAAUUAAUCAAGAAGAAGGCAGAGACUUCGGAGCAAUUGGCUAAUCUAGAGCGACAGAUUUACGCUUUCGAGGGCUCCUAUUUGGAGGACACACAGCUCUGCGGCAAUAUCAUACGCGGCUGGGAACGCUAUCUUACCUCCAACAAAGCAACAAACUCGAAGGCAGACAAACGCAAUCGCAAGUUCAAAGAUGCAGAACGUUUGUUUUCAAAGUCCAGCAUCACUUCUAUGGCUAUUUGUAAUCCUGAGCGCGCCAGUGAAUCGGAUUCCAUAACCAAUGAAGAUUCCAGCGAUAAUCAGAUGUCAAUUAACCAAAAUACGACAACGGCACACGAUGGCGCUACCACAAUCAAAUCCCAAGACGAAAAGGAUUCACCACAUCGAAACGACAGCAGCAGCGUUCCAGCCAGCAGCAAUAAGGAAUUGCUAAGCACACCCACUUCCACUACCAAGAGCAAAUUGACUUCCAACUCUAGUGCGACAGCCAAGAAAAGCGGGCAUAUCAAUAAGAAAAUUAGGCAUAGGUGAUGCCGUCGACGCU